This is a messenger RNA of Pteronotus mesoamericanus, 4407 nucleotides long. It is a transcript of the gene ZNF770, whose product is annotated as zinc finger protein 770. Gene Ontology annotation, biological process: regulation of transcription by RNA polymerase II. The coding region runs from base 191 to 2311 and encodes 706 amino acids. Gene Ontology annotation, molecular function: RNA polymerase II cis-regulatory region sequence-specific DNA binding; DNA-binding transcription factor activity. Lineage: Eukaryota; Metazoa; Chordata; Mammalia; Chiroptera; Mormoopidae. The record is from RefSeq and is a predicted model, not a curated record. The transcript has 2 exons.
GGUUGCGCCUGCGCGCGCAGCCUAUCGCCGCGCCGGCCUAGGGGACCUGCGCUGGCUGCUUUGAACUUGAGGUUGCAUCCUCUGCGGCGCGUGGGCCCUGAGAUGUGCCGCUGCCGGGUCCGUGCCAGCUGCAGACAUCUGUGGAGAUUAAGAAUACUAUGGAGUUCAUCAGGAUGUAUCACUGAAGAAUAUGAUGGCUGAAAACAAUUUAAAAAUGCUAAAGAUUGAUCAGUGUAUAGUAACCAACAAACUACCGAGAAAUAGGCCAUAUAUUUGCAAUAUUUGCUUCAAGCACUUUGAAACACCAUCAAAAUUAGCUAGGCAUUAUCUCAUUCAUACUGGUCAGAAGCCAUUUGAAUGUGAUGUGUGUCAUAAAACCUUUAGGCAACUAGUUCAUCUGGAGAGACAUCAACUAACUCAUAAUCUGCCUUUUAAAUGUAGUAUUUGUCAGCGCCACUUUAAAAAUCUCAAGACAUUUGUGAAGCACCAGCACCUUCACAAUGAAACCUACCAGAAUGAUGUUAAACAGGUCAGAAGAUUGCUGGAGGCCAAGCAAGAAAAACCAGUGUAUGGAGUGUAUCAUACUUUUACCACAGAAGAGAGAAGGGCAUUACACCCGUGUACUGUGUCCGAUCCUACCUACAGCCCUACAAAGAAAAGAAAGAGUAUUCACACAUGUACAAUCUGCAGCAAGAUGUUUCCGUCACAAUCAAAACUUGAUAGGCAUGCACUUAUUCAUACUGGUUUGAGGCCUUUUAAAUGUGUCCUGUGCAGUAAAUCUUUCCGACAGUCAACUCAUUUAAAAAUCCACCAACUCACACAUUCAGAAGAAAGGCCUUUUCAGUGUUGUUUCUGUCAAAAAGGAUUUAAGAUUCAAAGCAAACUUCUGAAGCAUAAACAAAUCCAUACCAGGAAUAAGAGUUUUCAGACUCUUUCAUUAAAGGUGAGGAGUCCAGAAUCAUGCCCCCUGCCUAAUAAAUUAAAUGCAAAACAGGAUGGUUUUGAAAAUGGUGAUAUAGGUGAAUCUGAGGAGAAUAAUCAGCUUGAUGUCCACUCUAUUUAUAUCGUCCCUUUCCAGUGUUCAGAGUGCGAAGAGUGUUUUGAAUCAGAGCAGAUUCUCAAUGGACACAAGUGUUUUCCUGCCAGAAGUGGCAAAAUUCCAAGCAGUUUCCAAAGAAGCCUCAACUAUAAAACCAUUGUUAAAAAAAUCUUGGCCAAGCUGAAACGUGUUGGGAGUAAGAAAUUAGAUAAUUUUCAAUCUGAGAAAAAAGUAUAUAAAAACGGUUUUUUAAAAAACUGUGAUUUUAUUUCUGGUGAGCCAAGCCCUGAACAAACCCAGAGAACAUUUAUGGGUUCUCUUGGGAAACAUGGAACAUAUAAGAAAGUUGGCAAUAAAAAGAAAAGAACAUUGACUUUGCAGUCUUCUUGGCAAAAACACUUCCAGAGCCAAAAUAUGGGAAAAAACUUUAAAGGUAUCCUGGUGACAGAAAACAUGUUAAGUAUGGAUAAUUCAGUGAAUAAUAAAGACAUAUCUAUCAAUGGUUCAUCAGGUGAGGAAUUCUUUGAAAACUGUGAGGUGCUUCAGUGUGAUUUUUCAGUUCCAAAUGAAAAUAUGCCUGCUGGACAUAAGAUGUGUCCUUGUGACAAAUGUGAGAAAGUGUUUCCUUCCAUAUCCAAACUACAAAGACACUAUUUAAUUCAUACUGGACAGAGGCCUUUUGGCUGUAAUGUUUGUGGGAAAUCUUUUAGGCAGUCAGCUCACUUAAAAAGACAUAAAUUAACUCAUACUGAAAAGGUUCCUUAUAGAAGAUCUCUUUGCCAAGUAGAAUUUGACAAGUUGAGCAAACUUUUCAUUCAUCCGGAUGAUAAUGUUAACUAUAAUGCUUCCCAACAGUGCCAGACUCUUGGUUUUCAAAAAUGUGAGGCCCCAGAGUCAGAUCAAACAUCAGAAAACAAAGGUAAGGCAGAAUCCGAGGAUUUCAUUCUUGGUACUCACUAUAGGAACAGGCAGCCCUAUCUCUCUCAUGCACUUCUGGAAUCAGAACAGAGCCACCAUAGCCACUGUUGUAGUUACUCAGGACAUACUGAGAAGAAUGAUGGCCUUCUUUACCAAUGCAGUGUUUGUUCUAAAAGUUUUAGAUCUCCAUCUAAACUGGAGAGACACUAUCUAAUUCAUGCAGGACAGAAGCCAUUUGAAUGCUCAGUUUGUGGCAAAACAUUCAGACAGGCCCCUCACUGGAAGAGACAUCAACUUACUCACUUUAAGGAACAACCACAAGAAAAAGUAGUUAUCUUAAAUUCUGUUAUAUAACUGGCAGACCCACUAACACUUUUAUGGUCUCUGGCGAUCUUGUUCUUAAAGCCUGUAUCAUUUAAAAUGUAUUUUUAUCAAAAGGCCUGCAUUAGGUUGAAUGAUUUUAAUAGGAAGUUGCUUGUCCUGCAACAUAGGUAAGAUACAUAGAAAAUGAAUACAAUGUUUUAGGAGCAGCCAACUUUUUAGAGAGAAGAACAUGAUUUGAUGCCAUAAAGUAAGCAUGUAUUUUAUUAUAAUAUAUACUUUGGCUGUAUUGAAAGUGUUAUAAAUCCAUGAUAUGGCACAAACAAUUCAGCCUCCUUUAUUUUUUAAAGGAAUUGUUCCUUGAGACAUGCCAUCUCUCUUUAGAUACAGUCAAAACUAAGAGGCAAAAAUUGGGUUUUGGCUGCAGCAAAUGGCUCCAUGAUACUUCAUUUAUUUUACAUUUCACAUGAAAGCACAAUUUUGUUCACUGAUGGCUGAAAUUCCAUUGCAUAGUUUUUUUCUUGUAAGUUUAAAAAAUAUAAAGGCAAUAAAAGGGAAAAUGGGUGAGAAUAUCAGCAUUAUUUUCACUUGUCAUUUCCAAGCUCUUUAUUCUUAGGAUUCUGCAGUAGCCACACCUCCUUUUUCACAGGUGAUUAGAAUCAGUUUUUUGCCCAGACUGCUGUUGUCUUUCUCAAAAUAAUUUAAAAAUAGGAGCGAGGCUAGGAUGCACCUCCACACAUUUACAUGUUAUCAGGAAUAUUGUCCAAGUGCCAUAAUCUUUUUGAUGAUACGUAUGCAGUGUUAUAUUUUCAGAGGAAUAAAUUAAUUUGUUUGCUUAUUAGUGAUUGAUAACAGUUGAUUUUUACAUUUACUUCAGCAGAACUUUCAACGUUUCUUAAUUGAGUGGUCCUAUGACUUACCUAAAUAUAUUCUAUUAGGUUUGAUCAAUAUUCUAUUAGGUUUGAUCAAAACGCAAUGACUAUGUCUAGUUACAGUUUUUAUUCCUCUGUUUUUUGCAAGAUUCUGAUGCUAAAGAAUGUUAUUUUGAUCCUUAGUAAAUUGUUAUUUUAAUUAGUAAUUAUUCCUGUUCAGGAAUAAGAUGCUAGUAGAAUUGAGAGGGUCAUUCUUCUAAACGGUACUGUCAUAAUUUGGGAAAUACUUCAUCUUAAACUAUAGAAGACAUCACAAAAUGCCUUUCAUAUUUGCCAUUUUUUUAUAAAAACCUAGCAAUAAACAAAAAAAAUUACCAUUAUCUUUGUAAGGUAAAAAGAAUAGGUAGGACUUUGUCCUGUCACUCUUAAAUACAGUGAUAAGUCGUCUAUGGAGAAUGGAUAAAUGAAAAAUUUUAAGUUUUUCAUCAUACUACACGAACUAUGUGUGGGGAGAGGGGUCUGCUUACCUGUUUUAUAAGUGAAAUUUUGAGAAAUGGGUUAAUUUACAGAGAUGAAACAGCGCAGUACAGCUAAAAUGCCCAAUGAUGUACAAACGUGCAGGAGAAUCAUGUUUGGAGGAAGUUCUAGGUGUCCUUGAGAUUCAUUCCUCCAGUGCAAACAAGGUGGUUUAUAGAAUCUGCUUAUGCAAAACUUUUCAAAAACAUUACAGUAAAGCAAGUAAUAAGUCCAUAUUUUCUAAGAAUAAAGGUUCAAGGGAUUUUUUUUCUUUUAUGUCUAAAAUGAUGUAUUUUGGGAUUUUCCUAAGCUACUAAUAUAAUUUUGUUUGAAAUAAAUGUCUUACAUAUUUCUCUCCCAACCCAAACAGGGAGAGUCCUUCACAGUGUUGUGCUUGUAUGAUUAUUAGAUUUUAUUUGCCUAAGUGGUACUAUACUUUUUUUGGCCCAUGCCUUUUUAAGCUGUUUCAUAUUGAAAGUGGGAAUACUGUACAAAUUUUGUCAAAGAUGUACUGUAGUGCUAUUCGAAGUACCUGUAACAAAAUACUUAUUUACCUUUACUACCACUGCAAGCUUCUUGUGGAAUCUUAUAGGAGUGAAAGUAAACUGUAUACACCCAUACUAAGAUUAAAUGUUAGAUAUUAAAUGAUGAUUUGCUGCAUGCCAGAACUGUUAGUGUUGUUGAAUCAGUUAUAUUGGUUUUCUGAAAAAAAUAAACUUUAUAAACAUCUUUAAAGAGAAA